Molecule: messenger RNA, 345 nt
Organism: Alternaria burnsii
Lineage: Eukaryota; Fungi; Ascomycota; Dothideomycetes; Pleosporales; Pleosporaceae
Product: carnitinyl-dehydratase
Exons: 2
Coding region: 1-345 (114 amino acids)
Source: RefSeq, a predicted model, not a curated record
AUGGCGGAUGAGAUGGACCCAACACGAAGCGAUGAACCACCGAAACCCUCCUUUCGAGACGCCGUGUACGGGACCAUCGCUUCACCCGGCUCUGCUCAUGACUCCGGCAUCGAAGUGAGCCCUACCACUCCGUUACAGCGAGGCUAUCCACCUUCCAGACGUUACUACAUCUUCCCACCAAAUAUCAACGGCCAUGGACGCAUGGUGCUCGCGCACCGCACAGUGCCGCAUCUAAUCGGAUUCGUGCUCGUAGUCGGUGUAUUUGCUUGGGGCGUAUGCUCUGCGAUAUACGCCUACCCGCUCUUGGGUGGACAUCCGAACGAUGGGAGGACGGGUGGGCCAUAA